CAGCGGCGGAGAAUCAGGGUCAGGCUCUGCAGUCUCCUCAGUCCUACGUCCCAACUUGCACAAUCAUUCUUUUGACUCUGCCCAACCAAUCUAGAGCUGCGAGCGGCAUUGAAGGAUCGGCGAUAUAUUUCCAGGUCAGGAUGGUCAGAAUGCUCAGAGGACUCUGUAAAAAGAGUGAAGUGUUCUAAUAGGGGGUGUGAGUGAACAAGAACGCCCAAAAUAUUCAGUGCCAAUGCAGCAACACAGGCGACAGCCAGAAUUAGUGGAAGGAAAUCUUCCUGUCUUUGUAUUUCCAACAGAACUGAUAUUUUAUGCAGAUGAUCAGUCAACACACAAGCAGGUGCUGACUCUCUACAACCCUUACGAGUUUGCCUUAAAAUUCAAAGUUCUGUGCACAGCCCCAAACAAAUAUGUUGUUGUUGAUGCUGCAGGUGCAGUGAAGCCUCAGUGCUGCGUCGACAUUGUUAUUCGUCAUCGAGAUGUGCGGCCUUGCCAUUAUGGUGUCAUAGACAAAUUUCGACUGCAAGUGUCGGAACAAAGCCAGCGGAAAGCGCUAGGUAAAAAGGAGGUGAUUUCUGUUCUCCUCCCAUCUACAAAGGAGCAGCAGCAGAAGGAGGAGGAGGACAAACACAUCAAAGAGCAUCUAGCAGAAGCUGUAUUCUUUGAACAGACCUCAUUUCAGCAGGAAUCCAGAACUGCCUCUUCGGGACCGAGUUUACUUACUGUCUUCCUGGGAAUCAUAUGCAUUGCAGCAUUAAUGUUACCGACACUUGGAGAAGCAGAAUCUCUGGUGCCUGUCUACCUUCACUUGAGUGUCAAUCAGAAAUUAGUUGCUGCUUAUGUUUUAGGUCUUGUGACCAUGGUUAUCCUGCGAACAUGAAAAGGUGAAAUGAAAGAGGGCGAGUGUGGACUGAUCUGCUUGUUAAUCCGGGGCACAGGCUGGUCCUCUAGGGAACUGUAUUAACGGUUUCAGAAUCUGAAGGCAGACAACAGGAGCAUUUGUUGCUAACAGCAUUGAUUCAUCUGAACUUUGUGCAUUUUAAUGUUUAUGCAAGACUUUGAGACAAGACUUGUCAACUGUAAAAUUGCAGUCUCAUUGUUUCAAACACCAAGUCAGUAAGCUUUCUUUGUUUUAAUUCCCCUGAAUAAGUUUGGAUAAACAGUUUCAUAUCUGUAUAGGACUUUUAUUAAAUAGAACAUUUGUUACUUUUUACUCCUUGUUCAGCUUUGCUAUGCUAAUGCAAUCAUGUGUGCUCCCUGCCAGGUGAGAUCCUGAGGAAAAGCUUUGGUCCCUUGAGCAAAACCAGUGAGUAUCCAUGUACAACAGCACGUGUAAUGCUGCUAGGGAUUGGUUGUAUCCAGUGAAGUGGACUGUGAUGAAAAUGACUGUAAAAAUAAGGACUUCAACAGUGCAAUGCACUGGAUGCUGUUGUGACAAUGGUAUACCCAUUAAACUGUAACCUGAUUCUUCUUUCCACAGAUUCUAGUGAAUCUGCUUUGUAAUUCCAAAAUUUUGUUUUAUUUCAAUAAGUGCACUUGUUAAUUAGGGUGGUUAUCAAAAAGCCUAAAUUUCUACUUUAAUACAGUGUCAGUUUUGACUCAGUGGGCAGAACGCUCCCUUCUGAACCAGGUGGUCAUGGAUUCAAGCCACACUCCAGAGACUUGAGCACAUAAUCCAAGGAGACACUCCCAGUGCAAUACUGAGGGAAUGCUGCACUGCCGGAGGAUCAGUACUGAGGGAGCACUGCACUGUCAGAGGAUCUGUUUUUAAUUUGAAAUGUUAAACUACUAAUCCUGUUGAGGUGGAUGUAAAAAUACUGUGGCUCCAAGUAGAGCAGGGUCUUCUCCCUGGUGUUCUGGCUAUUAUUCAUUUUUGAAUCAACCCCAUCAAAAAGUGAUUAUCUGGUCAUUCAUCACAUUGCUUUUUGUGGGAUCUUGUGUGCAAAAAGUGGCUGCAGCAUUUCCUACAUUACAGCAGUGACUACAUUUUGGAAGUACUUCAUUCACUGUAAAUCACUUUGUGAUGUUUCCUUCCUUUGGAACCAGACAUUGUAUAACUGACUAACAGGUUACACAGCCUCCAUCACUCUACAGCAUACAAGUGGAUGAGGUGGGUUCUUUUAAAGGGAACAUUAAUUUUCCUCAGGUUUGUUGCAAUAGUUCCACCUUGUCUAAUUGAUUUUGAGAUUAGGUUUAAUGUGCAUUUAGUUUUGUGAAAGCCAGUGCUAGGUACAAGAUUAGUACAGUGCACUGCACCCGCUAAUAGCUUAGGUAGCUGAAAAGGCAGCCAACUUCAAAGGCUUAGGUGCAGACAUGUCUGCAUCAACGAUUGGAAGUUCUGCAUUGUUGCAUGAGGUGCCUUCUAAGUUGGUGAAGCUCAGCAAUGACCUGGAACACAGCACAGGUUACUGGAGGGGUGAUCCAUCUUCACCCCUUCCCCCUUCCUGGAGUUGUACAGAUAUAUGUCAGUGAGUGGCAUUCACAUUGGCCAAUGCUGUCCAAAUCAGGUGGAUCUGCUCUCUGCUCUUCCCACACUGAGCAGUCCUUUCCUGAGCAUCAGUCCCCCACAGCAAUCAGCUGGAAGGUCUAACUCAAGUUCUCCAUUCAGAGCCCUAACUAAGGGAAUGUUGGAUUCAAAGUAGCAGGAGCAGCUGUGAUGCUUUCCAUAGUCAAAUAUAUGUCAGUUGUCACUGUCUGGACGCACACAGUAUGACCACUUGGUUGAAAUAUGAGGGGGAUGGUUAAUACCAUCAACAGAAUUAUUGCAGUGAUUAGCACAUCAAAAAGUGAAAAAACUGAGGUCAUAAAUGAAAUUAUUAGUUUAUAACCAGUCUCAUCAUCUUUCCUCAAUGCCCUGUGUGUUGGGGUUGGGAUUGGAGUUUGUUUGCCUGCCCUUCCUGCAUGGGCCUGUGUCUAAACUGUUAACUGCUAUCUCUGAGCAGGGCAGCCAGACUAAUCUCCAAUCUGUGUCAAACAGAAAUUACCUGAAUGCCAAGGCUGCGCCACAAAACAAUAAAAGUAUUGAAAAAGAAAUAGUUUAAAACAAUUGUCAGGUCUUCUGCAAAGAAACAUUAAAAUUCUGAAUUACUGAACAACAGUUAAAUUGUUUAAACUGUUAUGAAUACAGCAAGCAGAUUGUGACCACUGGGUGUCUGGAAAUAAACUAGGGAGCAAACUACAAGCAGCAAGACGUACUACCCAUGCGAAAACUCACAGGCAAGUGAAAUGUGCUGUGCAAACUUACAUUCUGCAGAUUUUGUGUGUUUAAAGGUCAUUUAUGUUUUUAAAAAGCAGUACCAGUAUGACAAUUUGUAAAUGUUUACAUCAUGAUUUAUACAAUUUAUUUAAACAUUUUAAUAAAGUUAUUUUUGAGAACAGA
Molecule: messenger RNA, 3379 nt
Organism: Carcharodon carcharias (great white shark)
Lineage: Eukaryota; Metazoa; Chordata; Chondrichthyes; Lamniformes; Lamnidae
Gene: mospd1
Product: motile sperm domain containing 1
Exons: 7
Coding region: 233-880 (215 amino acids)
Cellular component (GO): cytoplasm
Source: RefSeq, a predicted model, not a curated record